AUGGCCUGGUCUGAACGAAAUCAGCCGACCGAGGUCCAGGCCGAUGCGUACCGAUGGCGAGACCAUCAAGGCCUGGGCAGCCGUCUCAUGCGCCCUGGCCGUGGCAUGUACCACGAUGUCCGCCGCAGACUCCCAUAUUAUUGGAGUGACCUCAAAGAUGGGUUCACCUACCGUGUCUUUGCCGGAACCAUUCGUAUCUUUUUUGUCAACUUGUUGCCUGCCCUCGCCUUCCAACUGGACAUGCAGUACAAUACGGACGGAUUCUUUGGUGUCAACGAAGCCCUUCUCUCUUCAGCUCUUGCUGCCAUUGUCUUUAGCCUCCUUUCUUGUCAACCGUUGACUGUCGUCGGGGUGACGGGGCUCAUCUCUUUGUUCAACUAUACGAUCUAUGAUAUCGUUAAAAUCUACAAUGCCACACUUUACCCUCACUUUCUGGUCUGGGUCGGCAUCUGGGCUGCAAUUUUCCAUUGGGCUACCGCAAUCUUCAAUCUUUGCGACUAUAUGCGCACCAUCACCGAUUUUUCAUCUCAGACGUUUGGCCUCUAUGUGGGCACUGUGUACGUCAUCAAGGGCUGUGAAGAGCUCAGCAUUGGGUUUGAAAACGAGAACAUCUCGAACGGCGUUGCCUCGGCGUUGGUGGCAAUUCUAUACUUCCUCACGGUCUAUCUGCUGGAGCAAGUGGGCCAAACAACCUAUACACGCGGGUGGCUGCGCACAAUCCUUUCUGACUAUGCCUAUCCCUUGGCUACGAUCUGGUGGACUGGUUUCACCCACUUUCCAGGGAAUCUAGCCAAUGUGCACUUCGAAUACCUCCCCACUACACGUACUUUCUCUCCGACGAUCGAUAGACCGUGGGUGGUGGAUUUCUGGACGUUGUCGGUGGACUGGGUCUUUAUUGCUGCCCCAUUCGGCUUCCUGAUGACACUCCUGUUCUACUAUGACCAUAAUGUCUCCUCCUUGACGGCUCAGGCUCGCAACUUCCCCUUGCAGAAGCCGGCAGGGUUUCACUGGGACUUCUUCCUUUUGGGGUGUACCUGUUUUGUCGGUGGCAUACUUAACAUACCACUCCCCAACGGUCUUGUCCCACAGGCACCCGUGCACACCGAUUCCCUCACGUAUUACAAGGACGAGCCUUAUGUCAUCGAGACAAAAGACGAGACGGAGCCGACCAUCGUCCGGAAGGAAACUGUGGCUGAUCGUGUGGCGGAGCAGCGUAUCUCGCACUUUCUUAUGGGCUUGGCCCUCUUUGGAGCAAUGAGUGGCCCUCUAUUGACAGUUCUCUCCCUGAUCCCACGUGCCAUCAUUAGCGGCGUGUUUUUCACCGUUGGUAUGGGGAGUAUCUUGACGAACCCCAUAUUGACACAUAAGCUGGCCUUCCUUCUCCGAGAUCCACAGUUCCAACGUCCUUCAGAUCCGCUGAAUUCGGUACCGCGCCGCCAGAUUGGGCAUUAUCUCUUUUGGCAACUCCUCGGGUUCGCUUCCACAGUCGCCAUUAGCCAAACAAUUGCAGCCAUCGGAUUCCCUGUCUUGAUUGUGGCCUUGAUUCCACUUCGCUGGAAGGUUCUCCCUCAUCUCUUCACUCGCCAUGAACUGGAAGUUAUGGACUGCCUCACUGCCACUGGAGACGUGGUAUUGGCUUCACUGGGAGGGAAGCCGGAGAUGCCAGAGGCAAAGAUGGGGAGAACGAAACACCAGCGUCCUGACGACGAUAUCGAACCCGGAUUCGCAGGACUUGGGGGUGGAAUGAUUAGGGACGAGGAUGGCGACUUGGGAAGACGCGAGCGCGAAAAGAAUGCUCGACUCCUUCACGGCCUCGGUUACGAUGGCGGGGCCAUCACGAGAAGGAGAUCCAGCGUAGUGUCAGCAGAAGAUGCAGAAAGCCGUUCUCAGCGAUCAAGCGAUUAUAAUUUGGUUCGAAGAGGGGGACGUCGUGGUGGUCACAGUCGGACACGUACUGCCGAGCCCACCUUGCCGGGCAGGUCAUAUUCACUUCCAGGCCGCGUGUCGGGAGACAGCCAUGCUCGCAGAAGGACUGGGUCCAAUACAAGUGCGAGGGUGAGUGUGAACAGGGACGAAGGAUUUGUUGAGCUGAAAGAACUCAAAAGGACUCGGCUUUCUCACUCUCCUUCGGAAAACGCUGUCAUCGGAAAUGGCGAUGAGACUAAAUGCGAGUAG
Molecule: messenger RNA, 2175 nt
Organism: Rhinocladiella mackenziei CBS 650.93
Lineage: Eukaryota; Fungi; Ascomycota; Eurotiomycetes; Chaetothyriales; Herpotrichiellaceae
Exons: 1
Coding region: 1-2175 (724 amino acids)
Biological process (GO): borate transport; monoatomic ion homeostasis; transmembrane transport
Cellular component (GO): plasma membrane
Molecular function (GO): solute:inorganic anion antiporter activity
Source: RefSeq, a predicted model, not a curated record